Messenger RNA from Phytophthora nicotianae INRA-310, 1863 nucleotides. RefSeq lists its product as hypothetical. Gene Ontology annotation, biological process: phosphate-containing compound metabolic process. Gene Ontology annotation, cellular component: cytoplasm. The record is from RefSeq and is a predicted model, not a curated record. Lineage: Eukaryota; Oomycota; Peronosporomycetes; Peronosporales; Peronosporaceae. Gene Ontology annotation, molecular function: calcium ion binding; inorganic diphosphate phosphatase activity; magnesium ion binding. The coding region runs from base 68 to 1741 and encodes 557 amino acids. The transcript has a single exon.
CUCCAAUGGAUCCUCCCCUUCAUUCCCCGAUUUGCAGGCUCGAGCUCAAGACCAUCACUCUGUCGUCAUGGCGUCCACUAUCGCGUCGUUCGCCAACUUCCUCAAACAGUCCAAGGCGCACGCCGUCGACAACCGCGAAGUGUUGAUCGCUGGCGUCCUAUACAAGAAGCCGGAGCGCAACUCGCUGCUCUGGAAGAAGCGCUACUGCGUCAUUUACGCCGGCGAGUUGCAGAUCGUGUACUUCCUGUCCCUCGAGGACUUUGAGAAGCGCGCAAUCCGCGGCAAAAUCCCCUUCAGCUCAGUACACGCGUGGGACGGCAAGCCCAACGGCUUCCAGUUCUACACGCCCGCCGACAACUGCUUCCGUGUGUACACGGACUCGUCCGAGGAGCAGCAGAAAUGGAUCGACGUCAUGCAGCAGUGUAUCGACAAUGCGCCCGACAAAAAGGACGGCGAGAAGGUCGAGUACACGCGUCCUGUGGCCUCGUCUCCUUCGUCUUCGCCCAAGGGCGCGAGUUUCCGCUCCAAACGCAGCGACUCGUGGCGUGAGGAGGACCCGGACGUGCUGUCCAUGGCCGUCGAGCUCGAGGAUCUGCGUAGUGAAGUGACUACACUCAAGGCCGAGUUGGCCUCGUACGAACAGGCUGAGAAGAAAUACGGUGCCGAGAUCUCGGCUGCGCGUACACGUCGUGGCUCGGUACUGGACGAUGGCACGGAGCUCAACAUGGAGCCGCAGGAGAUGGAGCGUAUGCGCGCCAUCUUCAACCUCUUCGACGUGCAGGGCAACGGCUUCAUCAGCGAAGACGAUCUCCUGGACCUCCACGCGAAGCUAGGAGAGCCUAUCUCCAACGAAGAUGCGCGUGAAGCCAUCUCGUACAUGCACAGCAAAUCUGCCACUGGCCAGAUCGACUUUAACUCGUUCAUGAAGUGGUGGAACGACGACCACGCGGCAGACAACCAGACGGAAGCCAUGCGUCGCUACCAGGCCAAGUUCAAAUUCCUCAAGGCUCGUAUCGCCAACCCUGAGGUGGGAAACAUCGAGACGGAGGCUGUGGGCGCCUUCCCGAGCUUCGAGUUCCGCGUCAACUUCUACCACACGGGACCCAAUGGCGAACGUCAGCAGAUCUCGCCGUGGCACGACAUUCCGCUGUACAAUCCCGACGGAACUGUCAACUUUAUCUGCGAGAUCCCUAAGUGGACGCGUAAGAAAAUGGAGAUCGCCACGGGUGAGCCGUUCAACCCCAUUAAGCAGGACACGAAGAACGGCAAGCUGCGCGAAUAUGGCUGGGGAGAGAUGAUGUUUAACUACGGCGCUAUGCCCCAGACGUGGGAGGAUCCGUCCCAUGUGACGGAAGGCACGGGUUGUGUGGGUGACAAUGACCCGAUUGAUGUCGUGGAAAUCGGAACGAAGCAGUGGCGUACGGGCUCCAUCGUGCAGGUCAAGAUCCUGGGCGUUCUCGCCUUGAUUGACGACAAUGAGACGGACUGGAAGGUUAUUUGCAUCAACGUGGAGGACCACUACGCCCCGCUCAUCAACGACGUGGCGGACAUUGAAGCGCACAUGCCUGGCUGCAUCACGGCCAUCCACGACUGGCUGCGCGACUACAAGCUGCCGCAGGUCAACAAGUACGGCUACGACGACAAGUGCAUGGGUCGCGACUUCGCGGAGGCCACAGUGGCCGAGACCCACGAGUUCUGGAAACUGCUGAUCGAGCAGCGCGGCGGCCAGGCCACCGUCUAAGCUGCUCAGAGCUCUCUCUACUAGCCAUAAAUCGGGCUAGGAAAUCGUAGACAGGCACCAGGAUGCUGGAGUACAUGUAGAAAACCCUCACAAAAAUGACACACACACCCCAUUGUCCAACA